GGGUUUGGGGUCAUCCUUGGGUCAUGGUGGGGCUUGGGGUCAUUGGUCGAGUGUGGUGGUGUUUGGGGUCAUUGUUGGGUCAUCAUGGGUCUUGGUCAUGGUUGGGUUUGGGGUCAUCGUUGGGUCAUGGUGGCCAUUGGGGUCAUCGUUGGGUCAUGGUGGCCAUUGGGGUCAUCGUUGGGUCAUGGUGGCCAUUGGGGUCAUGGUGGGACUGGUGGGCCUUGGGGACAUCGCCAUGGUCACUGGUGACACCGGUGCCACUGGUCAGGCACUGGUCAGGCACUGGUCAGGCACUGGUCAGGCACUGGGCCCACCGAUGGUCACCCUUGGUCACCAAUGGUCACCCUUGGUCAGUGGUGGCCACUGCUGGUCACCGUUGGUCACCAUUGGUCACUGGUGACACUGGUCAGUCACUGGUCACACCGGUGGUCACCACUGGUCACUGCUGGUCACUCCCCCAGGCCGGACCACCUGAACAGCCACGUCCGGCAGGUUCACUCCACCGAGCGGCCCUUCAAGUGCCAGACGUGCGAGGCGGCGUUCGCCACGCGGGACCGGCUGCGGGCGCACGCGGUGCGGCACGAGGACAAGGUGCCGUGCCACGUCUGCGGGAAGCUGCUGAGCGCCGCCUACGUCAGCGACCACCUGAGGGUGCACGGCCCCGCCCCCCGCGGCCAGGCCGCCGCCAGAGGUUCCGGCUGCCCCGCCCCCUCCCCAAGCCCCGCCCCCGCCCCUCCCCCACCCCUGGAUGGGACCCCCGGGGGCAGCCAGGGCUGGUGA
Messenger RNA from Serinus canaria (Common canary), 780 nucleotides. Its product is annotated as myc-associated zinc finger protein-like. NCBI's taxonomy places the organism in Eukaryota, Metazoa, Chordata, Aves, Passeriformes, Fringillidae. Gene Ontology annotation, molecular function: DNA-binding transcription factor activity, RNA polymerase II-specific; RNA polymerase II transcription regulatory region sequence-specific DNA binding. The record is from RefSeq and is a predicted model, not a curated record. Gene Ontology annotation, cellular component: nucleus. Bases 337 to 780 code for a protein of 147 amino acids. Gene Ontology annotation, biological process: regulation of transcription by RNA polymerase II. The transcript has 3 exons.